CCCCCCAGACAAUGACGUGUAGCUCCAACAGCAGCAGCAGCGUGUGCACUGUGUCCGUCUGGCGGUGUACCUGCUGUUAGUCAGUAGGUUUCAGAGCAGAGAGAGUAACAGACGCUGAUCUCUUUCUAUUUUUUCUGUAAUUUUUCUGCUCACACCUUCUUUCGCCUUGUUGUUAGGGAGAGCAAACCGUCCUCCAGAGUCAAACCCGGUCUGACAAGAGAAGGAAUGCAGGUGAACACAACUGCAAACCGGGGAAACAGAGUAGGGAAUUAUUUUCAUUAAGAAGAAAGAAAGAAAAAAGGGAAAAAGACUCGUGAAACUCGGCCAGGAUGGAUGUUUCCUUGCCCGCUGCUUCUCGUCUUCUCUUGACGAACUCUCAACCGUGUGUCGAAACAGUUUGGCCGGAGGAACACACCGUGGGUGGCGGCGGAGCUGCGUGUCAGGUGCCGGUGAAGAAGCAAGCCGUGAAGAGGCAUCACCACAAACACAACCUGAAGCACAGGUACGAGUUCCUGGAGACACUCGGCAAAGGAACCUACGGCAAAGUGAAGAAGGCCAGGGAAAGAUCCGGGAGACUGGUUGCCAUUAAGUCCAUUAGAAAAGAGAAGAUCAAAGAUGAGCAAGACCUGGUUCACAUCCGCAGGGAAAUCGAGAUCAUGUCGUCACUCUGUCACCCACACAUCAUCACCAUAUAUGAAGUGUUUGAAAACAAGGACAAGAUUGUGAUCGUGAUGGAGUACGCCAGCCGAGGCGACCUGUACGACCACAUCUGUGACAAGAAACGCAUCUCUGAACGGGAGACGCGUCACUUCUUCAGACAGAUCGUGUCAGCGGUGCACUACUGCCACCAGAAUGGAAUAGUACACCGGGACCUGAAACUGGAGAAUAUUUUACUAGAUGGCAACGGGAAUGUCAAGAUUGCUGACUUUGGCCUGUCCAACCUCUACCAUGGUGACGAGUAUCUUCAGACCUACUGUGGUAGCCCCCUGUAUGCAUCUCCAGAGAUUGUCAAUGGACGACCAUAUCACGGGCCAGAGGUGGACACUUGGUCUCUUGGUGUUUUGUUAUACACUUUGGUUCACGGCACGAUGCCCUUCGACGGAAACAAUCACAAAAUGCUGGUUCAACAGAUCAGCUCCGGAAACUACCGGAAACCCAAAACUCCAUCAGAUGCUUGUGGCCUUAUCCGCUGGAUGCUGAUGGUUAACCCAGAUCGUAGAGCUACGAUAGAAGAGAUCGCAGGACACUGGUGGCUCAACUGGGGUUACCGGCAGCCAUUACUGGAAGCAACAAAGAGCAGCCUGGCAGAUCAAAGCUCCUCUCCGGCCUCCACAACAACAUCACAACCUACAGGGAUGGCCAGUGUUGCUAGCUGGCUGCGUCGCACAACCAGGCCUUUACUGGAGAACGGUUCCAAAGUGCGCUGCCUGCUCCGUUCACAGGCCAGUGGAGGAGAUGUGAUCCGACAGCGCUCGUUGCGGAGGUCGCGGAAGGAAAACAACAUCUUACAGACGGUUCAUGAAGACGGCUCAGACAGUCGCCCCUCCAAGGGUAUUCUGAAAAGACGGAACAGCUCGAAACAGAAAGUGAUGAGUGAAUCUCCAGCUGCGGUCCCGGUAGAGCCUCAGAACGUUCUCAGUUUAUCUGCUACGUCCACUGAUCCGUCGGCUACUGCAGCUCCACGCAAAGGUAUUCUGAAGAAGCCAACAGAGCAGGAGUCGGGAUACUACUCCUCCUCUCCUGAGAACAGUGACUCUGGCUGGGUGCAACAAUCCAAAGACUGCCCUUCAGCCCCCACCUACAAGAAGGGCAUCCUGAAGCGAAACGGCAAAUUCUCCUCAGGGGGGUUGCAAGAGUUCGGCUCUCUUGAUCAUCUGGCGCCUUCUUUACCUCAGGGGGGUGUGAGGUCGAGACCAAGUGGGGCAAUCAGUGAGGACAGCAUUCUGUCCUCGGAGUCCUUCGACCAGCUGGAUCUCCCAGACCGUAUGGGAGCCCCAACUCGAAUCGAGAAACCAGGCAAGUCGAGCAUGAGAGGCUGCAUCUCUGCUGACAACCUGCUGGACAUUCACGAGGACAGGAUUCUCGGGGAUGGGUUAUUGAGGCCAUGGAACCGGUGCUAUGAGUCAGGGGUGGCCGACAGUACCUUUUCCAUCACCGACUGUGAUAACGUCACGGAGGCCUACAAACAGGCCAUGGUCAUACGGAGCUCGGCAGCGAGCUAAUGACCAGAGACCGGUCUGGGACGCUGAGAACAUUUUAAUUUUUUUUUUUUUAUAAUCCAGUAUUUUUAAAUGUCUGUUAACUACUGAAGACAUGAAUGUCAAAGUGCAUCAUGGGAAACUGUUAUUGCCUGGUAACAUUUUGGCCAACCCACGGUAAUUGCACGUAGCCAAAAAGGGAAGAGAGUUCUUCUUAAACCUAAGAUUGUAUUAUUGAAUUAUUGCUGAUGUCAUCGACCUAAACAAAGACAAAUCUUUGACACUUGAGUAAAAAUAAUUUAGAGAAACAUAUGUGCCUUAUUCUGCUGCAGUUGGACGGUGCCUUUAUGACAAUGUAAAUAGUCAAUCAUCUCCUGUUUGUAUCCAGUCAGAUUUCAUUCCAAAUGUCAUGACGUUGAAAACGGCAUUUUGUUGAAACCAAAGAUUUUUUCUGAUUUAUGUUUCAAUUUAAAGCACUGGGAAUGGUGCCAAGCAGCGCGCUGUUUGUUACAGUGACCUCACCUCCCUCUCAGAGAGCAUUUGUUUUUGUUUUUCCUAGGUGAUUUGGAUAAUGACUUGAAUAAUAAUCAUGGCAGAUGUGAGUCAUGACAGGAGUAGCAGGUAGAACCAGCUCCUGCCACCGGGCCCUCACACUGUUUACAUGUGUGCGGUCGGCAGUUUCACUGUAAAGGUGGAGCGGGGGAAUCGGAAAUGAUGUCAUCAUUUUUUUUUAAAUUUGGAAAAAAACAAUCAGGAAUUGUGACGCCGCAAACCGUAAUUAAUCUGAGCUCCACAGAACUGCUUUGCGUUGCGUGUGAUGCGGCAGGCGUAACCUUUCAUCUCAAUUACAAGCAUGACUCAUUGAGAUCAGGUGAAAGUGAACACUGUACUCAAGUCUGCGGAACCGCAGUGUAUCCAGGUCACUGGAACUGUAAAACCUAAAAUUAUAUCAGGUUUAAUUUUUUUUGUCACAGUAUCUGGAUUAACUUGUCAAAUUCUUUUUUCUAUUUUUCCUGUAAUUUCUCAUGCCCCUGGUGGCCAUAUGUGGCUACAUCGUUUUCUUUCUUUUUCUUUUUGUAUAAACUGUUAAGAGAUUCAAGGCAGUGCCUGGAAAAUCAUACUUGCUUAAACCUUUAAUACUUGAUAAUCAUUAACUUAAUUUAUCAUUUGACCUAUUUUGUGCAUAAAUUUGUUUUUCUUUUUUUGGUAAAAUGUCUUAGCAGCAUGAUGGUAAUUGAAACUGGAAUUUCCCAUAAUUACUGAUAAGUGUUUUGCUGAUUACCAUCGUGAGACACUGGGCAUCGAGUGAAAGACACGAUGCAUGCUGGACUUCCUUGUUCUUUCUUUUCCUAUGACUGACAUAAAUACCUUGUUUGCCAAAGCUGCUUGGUUUAUCAUUUGUAAGACCACGUGAUCUGCCAUGUCGUUGUAAUCGGUAUGAGGAAAUACAUGCAAUAAAAAGAAUAAGAAGUAAA
Cynoglossus semilaevis (tongue sole) is the source of this 3673-nucleotide messenger RNA. RefSeq names its product NUAK family, SNF1-like kinase, 2 (gene nuak2). The transcript is spliced from 6 exons. Gene Ontology annotation, biological process: microtubule cytoskeleton organization; protein phosphorylation; intracellular signal transduction. The coding region runs from base 330 to 2222 and encodes 630 amino acids. Lineage: Eukaryota; Metazoa; Chordata; Actinopteri; Pleuronectiformes; Cynoglossidae. The record is from RefSeq and is a predicted model, not a curated record. Gene Ontology annotation, cellular component: cytoplasm. Gene Ontology annotation, molecular function: ATP binding; tau-protein kinase activity.